Molecule: messenger RNA, 1556 nt
Organism: Magallana angulata
Lineage: Eukaryota; Metazoa; Mollusca; Bivalvia; Ostreida; Ostreidae
Product: PR domain zinc finger protein 13-like
Exons: 3
Coding region: 78-1394 (438 amino acids)
Cellular component (GO): nucleus
Source: RefSeq, a predicted model, not a curated record
AACCAAAACACUAGAUUUUUAGUUUUCAUUUGAAUAAUUCGCAAGGUUUUGAAUGUCACUUCUUUCCCGUAAACCUGAUGGAAUCGUUGCCUAGCGGAUCCAGGCUCUCUACUAUGUCCUCUGUAGUGGCACCACUCGCCCCCACCCCUCUGACCCCUUCCAAGUUUCGGGUGGUGGCGAGGACCAGUAUUCCGGCAAGGGGUGUGGCUGGUCCAUACCCCGGGGAAUUCCGGUUUGGUAGAGAUGCUAAUGAUGAACUCCAUAGCUCCGUUGAUAUAAAGGUGAAGUUUCAAGAUGACACGAUUGUACCCGAGCUGCAUACGACAAGCACUGAUUGGUUGAGGGGGGUGCGUCCCGCACGAGACCGCCACGAGCAGAAUGCCGAGUUUUUUCGGUUGGGUGACGGGGGUAUUUAUUUAAGGACCCUGCGGAAACUGAGGGUUGGAGAAGAGGUGUUGGGCUGGUAUAGCGACGAUCUUGCGAUAAAGUGCGGCAUCCCUUUCCUGUCCCUGGUUAACAUACGAGGACAGGAAUGUUACGCCUGUGACUCUUGUGGGAAGACGUUCAAAUACCCGAAUCCACUGAAGGCCCACAUCCAAUACGUAUGUACGCAAGAAAUGAUGACGCAACAACAGCAAAAACUAUUUCGGCCAUUUCUUGAUUCUGCAGAUACCGGAAGUAGUCAGAGAUCUCCUGUAGAAAGUAGGAAAACCGGUAUGGAUUUGCGGACUCUCGGAAGCGCAUUUCAAUCUCCGAAACACAGAACCCCGAAGUACAAAAACUCAGAGACAAACCCCAUAGACUUCCACCGUUAUCCACCCAUGCCGUAUUUCCCGAUGUCCUUUGCGCCUAUUAUGGCUUUCCAACCUCAUGAUCUCGUUUACAGCAAACUUCUAGCGCCGUAUUUUCUGCCAACUAGUCGAGCGGCAACAUUAGAAAGUUCUCUACAAGAAUGGCAGAACGAGCUUAAGGAUAGACAAACUCUCAGUUCUUACAGUGGUGACCCCACAAGAUUCAAACUUCCGCUACCCGGUGACGUAGAGGGGGAACCGCUGGACCUUUUACCCAAAUCCUUCUUUGCUGAUAAAUCUCAGAAGGGACAUCUAUGUUUGUAUUGUGGAAAACUAUAUUCCCGGAAGUACGGAUUGAAAAUUCAUUUGCGCACGCAUACUGGGUACAAACCUUUAAAAUGCAAGGUUUGCAUGCGUCCGUUCGGAGAUCCAAGUAAUCUUAACAAGCACGUACGCCUGCACGCGGAGGGACAGACCCCAUACAAGUGUGAUCAUUGUGGUAAGAUUCUGGUCCGGCGCCGGGAUCUGGAGAGACACAUAAAAUCCCGGCACCCAAACAUUCAGGUGAAGUCGGAGGUCGAAGAAGAAAUCGUGGUCAUUUGAAACAUCGUCUAAUGUACUUGAUAUACAUUUCCAGCACUUCAUUGUGUAAAUUUACAUGACUUAAAAUUUUAGUUUAUGUGUUAGAUUAUAUUCUACAUUUGUUUACUUGUUAUAAUUUAAUAAUUUAAUUUGAACUUGUAAUAGAUCGGCGUUUGCAAUAAA